GAACAGCGGAGUGUCGAGGCAGCUGCUCUCUGCAGGUUUGAUGCCCCGCUCAAAGGCUGGUUACUUGUGCUGACAAUGACGCUGCCUCUCCGCCGUGUAGGGAUGGCCACAACUGGGAACCUCUCUGAAGAGCAGGUGCACUGCUCCAUCUGCCUCGACGUCUUCACCAACCCCGUGUCCAUCCCCUGCGGACACAACUUCUGCCAGACCUGCAUUCUGGGAUACUGGAAAACCAGCCCCUUGUUCCAGUGUCCCAUGUGCAAGAAGUCCUUCCACAAAAGACCUGAUAUCAGCGUGAACACGGUGCUGAGGGAGAUCGCGGAGCAGUUCAAGGAGAUCAGGGUUCGAGGUUUGGAAGGGAAGGUGAGCAAAGAGGAGGAAGAGGAAGAGGAGAGAGAGAAGAAGUGGACGAUGGAGAGAAGGAGAAAGGAGGAUGAGGAGAGGCUUUUGGAGAAAGAUCAGAAGCAGCAGCUUCUGGAGGAGCUGAUGCAGAAGCAGGAGGACGAGAGGAGAAAGAAGGAGUGGUCACGGCAGAAAUCAGAGGAGAAGCCAAUAAGAGAGGAGUUGCCUCCGUUAAUCGCCUCUGCAUCAGCGCCUCAAACCCCUCCUCCACUGUCACCCCAAGCCACAGCUCUGAGACCACCACCUCCACUGCCACAAACAUCUCCUCAAAUCCCUGCUUCUCCAUCCCGUGACACCUCACCUUCACCACUGUCCUCCUCUCUCCUUCAUCCUUCCUGGGAGGAAGUCCUCUGUGAUGUUUGCCUCGGGGAAGACAGGCCCAAAGCGGUGAAAUCCUGCCUCGUGUGUCUGACGUCCUACUGCGAGGAGCACCUGAAAUCUCACACUGCCAGGUUCACCAAGCACAAGCUGAUGGAUCCUGUCGCCAACAUGGAGGACAGGAUGUGUCCGAAGCAUGAAAGGCUCCUGGAGCUGUUCUGCAAGAAGGAUCAGACGUGCGUGUGCGUCCUCUGCACCGAGACGGACCACAGGGCGCACUACACCGUCCCUGUGGAGAGAGAGUGGAUGGAGAAAAAGGCACAGCUGAAGAAGACAGAAAUAGACGUCCAGCAGAUGAUCCAGGACAGAGUCAAGAAGGUCGAGGAGAUCAAACAAUCUGUCGAGCUCAACAAAGCCAGUGCUGAGAGAGAGAUGGAGGAGAGCAUGCAGGUCUUCUCCGAGCUGGUGCGCUCCAUCCAGAAGGCUCAGACUGACCUGAUUGUGGCCAUCGAGGAGAAGCAGAGGCAGACGGAGAGACGGGCAAAAAGCCUCAUCUCCGAGCUGGAGCAGGAAAUAUCUGAGCUGAAGAGGAGGAAUACAGAUCUGGAAAAUGUGGCUCGGACUGACCACAUUAAUUUCUUGAAGAGCUUCCCAGCACUUAGCAUAACUCCACGUGUUAAGGACUGGUCUGAGACCAGUGUUCCCACUGACACGUGUGUCGGCAUGAUCAGGAGAGCCGUGUCCAAACUGGAGCCGACUUUCACAGAAAUGAUUGACAAACUGGCUGAUAGUGAGAUCAAAAAACUUUUGAAAUAUACAGUGGAUAUCACGCUGGACCCAGACUCGGCUAACCCAUGGUUGCAGCUUUCACAGGACAGACAUCAGGUGAGACAUUUGGGAGCGUGGCAGGACCUGCCCGACCACCCUGACCGCUUUGACACGGUGGUCAUCGUCCUGGCCCGCGAGGGCUUCACCUCGGGGAGACAUUACUGGGAGGUGCAGGUGGGGGACAAGGAUGACUGGUACCUGGGCGUCGCCAGGUCUUCCAUCAAAAGAAAGGGCCGGAUCUCAGUCAGCACCACUCAAGGCUACUGGGCUCUGGCCAUGAAGAAAGGCCAGGGCUACAGGGUGUCGACCUCGCCGCCGAUACUGCUCCCACUCAACCCGAAGCCCAAGCGAGUGGGCGUGUACGUGGACUGCGAGGAGGGCCAGGUGUCGUUUUAUGACGUGAGAGCUCGGACUCACAUUUAUACAUUUAAAGAUACAUUCACGGAGAAGAUUCUGCCUUUCUUCUACCUGUACUGCUGCGACAAAGCUUCCGAUACCAUCGUGAUUUGUCCAGUGAAUGAGAAAACCACAAUCAAGUAAAAUUAAGGACACGCAACACUGAAAAGUCCUCGUGAAAAGUGAAAACAGACUGUAUUUUGGAGUAGGUUUAACCUGUCGUAGGGUUAAUCCUGCGUUUUUAUGUCUAUUCAUUACAUGUAUAAUGUAGCUUAGCAAAUCCUUGUGUUGUGCUAAGUUAAGAUGGUUCAACGUUUUAGAAAAUGAUUGUUUAUCUUCUUAAGUUCUUUUAGCUUAGCUUAGCAGACCGACUUGUGUGAAGAGACACAACCGGGCUGCCUACGACGAGAAUGUAGAAUUUUUGGUCAUUAAAUUGUUCUUACAUUUUUAGCUUAAUAUUUAUCUACACAAAUUCCAUUUAUUUGUAUUGCGCCAAUUCAUAACAUACAUUAUCUCAAGGCACUUUACCUAGUAACUUCAAUGUGCGCUAAAUUAUUAUUUUGAGCUAGUUAGCUAUGACUCUUGUGCUGCAGCUAAUGAUUAUUUAAUUCAUCGAGUAAUCGUUUGCUCCAUAAAAUCUCAGACAACGUUAAAAAAUGUUGAUCAGUGUUUGUCAAACCUGGGAAAGAUGAUGUUCUCGAAUGUCUUGUUUUGUCCACAAACCAAAAUGAUUGAGUUUUAAUGAUUUCUUUGUUACAUGGAGCAGAGAAACACAGAAAAUAUUCACAUUUAAGAAGCUAAAACAAGCUUCAAACCAAUUAAU
This is a messenger RNA of Solea senegalensis (Senegalese sole), 2767 nucleotides long. RefSeq names its product nuclear factor 7, ovary. Gene Ontology annotation, molecular function: zinc ion binding; protein binding. The transcript is spliced from 7 exons. The record is from RefSeq and is a predicted model, not a curated record. The coding region runs from base 76 to 2088 and encodes 670 amino acids. Lineage: Eukaryota; Metazoa; Chordata; Actinopteri; Pleuronectiformes; Soleidae.